AUGACAACAAUGUUUUCAAAUCCGAAUCCGUAUCUACGUGCUAAUCGAUUAUCACGCUUCUUUCACAGUUGGCUCUCAGAAUUGCUCUCAAAAAGUCACCAACAACAAACACUUCAUCUAUCGGAUCUGUAUGAUCUAUUACCGCAUAUGGAAUCAACAAAACUUACUGAUCAAAUGGAAGCUAAUUGGCUCGACGAAUUGAACCGGUACAAACAAAAACAGAAACAACCGAGUCUCCUUCGUGCCACAUUACGUACAGUCGGAUGGAAACCACUUUUAGUUGGGCUUCUUCUCAUUCCUAUCGAACUUUCCAAAAUCGCUCAACCGAUUGUGCUUAUCUUUUUAAUGAAUUUCUUUGAGUCGUGUUCGACGAUGCCUAUUUGGGGCGCAUGGCUCCUCACUGCUGCAACCAUUCUAGCGUCUCUUUGUACCAGUCUUAUCUACAAUCCCUACUUCUAUUGGAUGCAAAUUUUUGGGCUAAAGAUGCGAGUUGCCUACAGUGGUCUUAUCUAUCGUAAACUGCUACGCCUAUCAAGCGAUUCCAUGAAUAAGAUAAGUCCUGGUAAAAUCACUAACUUAUUGUCAAAUGAUGCUAGUCAAAUCGAAUUAGUUCUACAGUUCAUUAAUAAUUUGUGGAUUGCUCCUCUUGAAAUAAUAAUUGUGAUUAUCAUUUUCUGGCAAUUCGUCAAGUAUAUUGCCUUUAUAGCGGUUGGCUAUACACUGCUGUUAUUAUCUAUUCAACUUGGUUUUGGACGCUUCUUUCUACAUUUAAGGCGUGAAAUCAUUCAAUAUGCGUUCUCUUUGGUACUUGAAUGCAUUCAAACAUUCUUCGCGAGUACUUAUACGGACGUGGCAUUUUUCAUUAUGUACACAGCAAUGUGGUCGCUCAACAUUCGAUUCAACACCCGGUUUUUUGCCAUAGCUGCUGGUUUACUUGGCUUCAUGCGGUUGUCUAUUAUCGAAUUCGUCUAUUAUGCCAUUCGCUACUUUGUAUUUUAUAUGGCUGCACAAAAACGAAUUCAAGCGUUCCUUUUACUCAGUGAAUCUGAACGCGACAAUCGAUUGAUGUCAAUAUGCGCUACCGAUCUCUUUACUCAACUCUAUGGCACAAAAGGAGAAGCUUUGCCAGAACCAGCGAAAGUUCCAAGUAAAGGACUGGGCCUGCAGUGUAAUUUGAAACGUGCAACAUGGAAAAAAGAUGAUUUUUUUCAACUACGAAAUAUUGCAUUUGAUGCUAAACCAGGUGAUUUAAUCUGUGUGAUUGGAGCAGUUGGAAGUGGAAAGAGCUCAUUUUUGCAAACGCUCUCAGGUGAAAUUCCUUAUUUCGAUGGAAAAGUUCGAUUGUACGGUUCAUUUUGCUACGUACCACAAGAACCAUGGAUCUUCUCCUCAAGUAUCUUGAAUAAUAUUCUUUUCGGCAAAGAAUACAAUCGACAUCUAUUCCAACGUGUCGUAUAUGCAGCUGCCCUGGAAUCGGAUUUAAACCAGUUACCGCAUGGGCGAAAUACGAUUGUUGGUGACCAAGGAUUCACCUUAUCUGGAGGACAAAAGGCACGGAUAAAUCUGGCACGAGCACUUUAUCGUGAUGCUGAUAUCUACUUGUUGGAUGAUCCUCUUUCAGCUUUAGACGCACAAGGUGAAACGAUAGAAAUGGGCACAUACAACAAGCUACUCGCCACAUCAACAUCUUUCAGUCGUUUAAUCGAUGAUAUACAUCAAAAUCAGGAAGAAAAGCAACAAGAAUUUAUUGCUCGAAGCAGACGACAAUCCAUGCUUGGUACACAAUCUUCGGAAAAAGAUGAAGAAGAAAUGUUGUCACCAGUGGAGAAUGAUGAACUAAUAAAAGAAGGCAGUGUUAAAUGGACUGUUUAUACUGAUUAUUUGCGGGCAGGCAUUGGACUUUUCCUUGGUUUUCUCCUUGCUAUAGGAGUUUUUUCAGCACAUCAAGGAGUGUCAAUUUUCAGUAAUUGGUGGCUAGCUAAAUGGAGUGAUGAAGAAACAUAUCGAUAUUAUACUUUCAACAACUGUACGACGAUGAACGCGAUGAAUAAUGAAAUCUUGAAUAUGACUGAUGCCGAAUGGAAUAAACACCGAAAUCAACGAUUCAUUAUCUAUUGUGCUAUUCUAUUCGUUGUGGCAUUGAUCACGUUAUUACGCGUUGUUGCUACAAAAUUUAUGUGUUUAAACGCUGGAAGAGUACUCCACGACAAAAUGUUGCAAAGAAUCAUUCGUUGUCCCAUAAAUUUUUUUGAUAUGAAUCCCCUUGGUCGAAUCUUCAAUCGUUUCACGAAAGAUGUAAUGAUCAUGGAUGAUUCUUUACCAUCUUACUUUUUCGAUUGCCUUCAAGGUUUUUUUCAAAUAUUGGGCACCGUAGCUCUUGUCGGAUGGUUGAAUCCGUGGUCUCUCAUUCCAACAGCAAUCGCAGCAGCUUGUUUACUAUUUGUUCGCUAUCGUUUUGCUCAGUGUUCUCGGGAUUUGAAGCGGCUUGAAGGUGUUACACGUAGUCCAGUUUAUUCUCAUUUGGUAUCGACAACAAAAGGACUAAAAAUAAUUCGAUCCUAUCAUGCUGAAUACUUGAGCUCUGAAAUCUUCUUCCACCAUCUCGAUGUUAACACCCGUGCUAACUAUUUACUUAUUACAGUUAAUCGUUGGUCUGCCUUUCGUUUCGAUUGGAUUGCACUCGGUUUUAUUGCAUUAGUCACCAUGUUGGCUGUGAUUCUACGCAUGACUCGGAAUAGCUUUUCAUCAGCAGACAUUGCCCUUACACUUUCAUAUAGUCUUAAUCUUAUGAGUCUUCUACAAUGGACUAUCAAGCAGUCAGUGAAUUUGGAGACUCAAAUGACAGCUGUUGAAAGGGUACUCGAAUAUUGUAAUCUCGAACAGGAACCACCUGCAGAGGUGCCAGUAGAUCAGCGUCCACCGUCAGAUUGGCCAAGACAUGGUCGCAUCGUGUUUGAUGAUGUUUCAAUGAGUCAAACAUUUGAUACAAAGGCACCGCUUAUUUUAAGUCAUCUUUCGUUCACCAUUGAGGCUGCUGAAAAGAUCGGCAUUGUUGGAAGAACAGGUGCUGGGAAAAGUUCACUUAUUCAAACACUUUUUCGUAUGAACACGUUGCUCGAUGGCGAAAUUAAAAUUGAUGAUAUCAAUAUAGCAACUAUUGGCUUGAACGAUUUGCGACGUCAAAUUUCGAUUAUUCCACAGAAUCCUUUUCUCUUCACUGGUACUAUGCGUAGUAAUCUCGAUCAAUUUGAUGAAUUCGCUGAUACUGAAAUAUGGGAUGCGCUUGAACAGGUACAAUUGAAAAAAUUCGUAGCGGAAAAUUUACAGGACGGGCUUCAUUCCAUAAUGACCGAGAGUGGAUCUAAUUUGAGCGUUGGCCAAAAGCAAUUGAUGUGUUUGGCACGUGCAAUACUUCGAAAGAGUAAAAUACUUCUUGUUGAUGAGGCCACUGCUAAUGUUGACAUGGCUACAGACAAGCUCAUACAAAUGGCCAUUCGUAGUAACUUCAAAGAUUGUACAGUACUCACAGUAGCACAUCGUCUACGUACUAUAAUCGACAGUGAUCGUGUUAUGGUACUUCAAAAUGGUAAAUUAUUGGAAUUCGACAGACCUUAUCAUCUAAUCCGCAAUCCUUACUCUCACUUCACUUCAUUGGUUGAGCAGACAGGAUCUGGCGAGGCAGAACAUCUUCGAAAAAUGGCAGAAAAUAGUUUCAGUGACGAUAUCGAAAUUGAAACAAAUGAUUCGGAUACAACCCAUUUGUGA
Rotaria socialis is the source of this 3765-nucleotide messenger RNA. The record is from the annotation of a GenBank genome assembly. Lineage: Eukaryota; Metazoa; Rotifera; Eurotatoria; Philodinida; Philodinidae.